AUUAUGUUUCACCUGCCAGGUUGCUUUUUGCAGGUACUAGGAGUGACUAAAUCACAGGGAAACCCUAGCUAGAUCUUCUCUUCUUUUAAGCUACAACUCUCCCUUUCUUUUCUUUUCCUCAAGCAAACUAAGCCCUAGCUGGCUAGCUCUCCUUCAUAAACUGAUCUCAUCUCCAUUAAAAAUCUAACCAGCUCGAUCUCUAGCUUUCUUCAAAAAAACACCCCCACCAAAUUCAGCUCUCUCCUCCUCCUAUCCUCAUCAUCCCUCUCUCCUUGUUAUUUACUUGAGCUUGCAAUAUGGAGGAUAAAGGCCCUCUCGACUCUGUUCCGCCAUCUUCUGACCAUCUUUGCUACGUCCGCUGCAACUUCUGCAACACUGUUCUCGCGGUGGGAAUUCCAUGCAAGAGGACCCUGGAAACGGUGACAGUCAAGUGCGGACACUGCAGCAAUCUCUCGUUCCUCAGCACCCGGCCUCCGAUCCAAGGCCAGUGUCUCGACCACCACCUAAGCCUCCCGGGUUAUGGCACUGAGGUCAGGAAGGGACAAUCAUCCUCCUCAUCCUCGUCCACUUCAAGUGAGCCGCAGUCACCCAAGGCAGCACCAUUUGUUGCGAAACCACCAGAGAAGAAACACAGACUUCCUUCUGCUUACAACCGGUUCAUGAAAGAGGAGAUCCAGCGCAUCAAAGCGGCAAAUCCUGAGAUCCCGCACAGAGAGGCUUUCAGCACAGCGGCCAAAAACUGGGCAAGGUACAUUCCAAAUUCACCUUCAGGAUCUGCUUCUGGGAGCACCAGCAAUGAGUGAAAGUAAAGUAGAAUAUAUAUGCAUGCAUACGCCAUUGAUACUCGGCAACCGCAGAGUAAUCGAGACUCGUAUUGGCGCUAUCUUAGUCCUAUCUGCCUUGAGAUGCUUCCAGAGAUGAGCUUGUCUUGUAUAUCAUCAGAUAUUCCAAUCUCGUGCUAAUUCUCCUCUCUGUAUUUUGCUGCUGCUUCCUAAAUAAAUGAACUAGUCUCCUCCAUGUCUUCGGGCUUUUUGUAUGCUAUAAUAUGUGAUGAAUUCACUAUUUUAGUGAAGCAUAAGAAGUAUUCUCUACCCCUUUCUUGUGUUUGAAUCUUUUGGUGUCAUGUUCAUUUCUAAAUGGGAAAAAGACAUUUUGGGUCCUAGA
Punica granatum (pomegranate) is the source of this 1164-nucleotide messenger RNA. Lineage: Eukaryota; Viridiplantae; Streptophyta; Magnoliopsida; Myrtales; Lythraceae. The record is from RefSeq and is a predicted model, not a curated record.